Messenger RNA from Penicillium canariense, 726 nucleotides. RefSeq lists its product as uncharacterized. The transcript has a single exon. The record is from RefSeq and is a predicted model, not a curated record. Bases 1 to 726 code for a protein of 241 amino acids. Lineage: Eukaryota; Fungi; Ascomycota; Eurotiomycetes; Eurotiales; Aspergillaceae.
AUGGCUUCAGUCAAUCCAGCUUUGGCCCAGCUUCUAGAUGACCCUACCCGAGACUGGAGUACCUUCCCUACCAGAGAGCCCCCUUUUGAUCAAGCCGUUGGUCUUCCUGCAGUUAUCAGUAUUUCUUCCCUGGAGUGGCCCACCAAGUUGGAGACCCCACACCGGUUUGAUCACUGGCUGGCAGCAGCCACAAAUAUUCUCAGGGCAUACCACCUGGACCACUUGAUCGACAUCAACAUCCCUCGUCCAAGGAGGGCUGACCCAUAUGCUCUCCAUUGGCUCCAGAGCUCCAUCCAGGUACAAUCCUGGCUGAGUUCUAUGAUGACACCGCAUAUGUACAGGCAAAUUGAGAAGCGAGGCCACCGAAUUGCGCUAGCGGACGAGUUCAUUUUCGAAGCCAAAGCAACUUUCAUGCGCCGAAACACCACGGAAACUUUCCGAUUUCAGAUGAAUGAUGGCUACUUCAACCCGAUUGAGCACACCAUAGCCCUUCGACUCGAGUUCAACCGCCAUUGGAUAAAUGGCGUGGAGAUAUCUCCUUCCAUGGCCUUUUUGAGUGUGUUGAGGGGAUUGGAAGGCGCUCUAGCGCCCCAUGUUGAGGCAGCCCUGGCUAGAAUUGGAUGGGACGGACAAACCGUCACCACGAUUGAACGGUUUAAUCAAUAUUGCGACUUCAUCAUUCAAGAGCUUCGGCAUCAGGUUGUAGCAUCGAAUGGUGUUUUGUGA